AUGCUGAAUUUGUUACUCUUUCAAACUAGCAGGAAGCGACAUCGAUCUCGGUCGCGUAGUAAAGAGCGUAAGAGACGUUCAAGAAGUAGAGAGAGAAAGAGUAGACGUAGUCGUAGUAGAAGUCAUGAACGCAAACGCCAUCAUCGACAUAAACAUCGCGAGAAAGACAAGAAAAGAAGAUCAAAAAGUCGUGAGAGGAAAACUCGAAAGCGAAGUAGAAGUAGCAGCUCUAGCAGUGGUAGUAGUAGUCACGAAUAUACAUCGAAAAGUAAGGAAAAGAAAAAUACCUUAGAACAAGAUGCUCUUGAAGAAGAAAUGAGAAAACGACGUGAAAGGGUAGAAGCUUGGCAACGAAUACGCAAAGUUCAACUGGAUGAACAAAAGAAAGUUACAACAGAAGAUGAUGAAGAGCAAAAAGGAAAAAAAUGGACAUUAGAAGAUGAUGACGAUGAUGAUGAGGCUUAUCACGAUUCAGAAAAUGAAGACGAUAUAAAAGAAGAGGAUGAUGAAGAUGAUAUCGAUCCAUUGGAUGCUUUCAUGGAAUCAAUAAAUUCGGAGGUUAGUGUAAUAAUGAUUAUAGAUAUGUUGCUGUUGGAAAUUGCAAGCAGUAAACGUUUCAUCACUGUAACCGGAGUUGCAAAGAAAAAAACUGCAAAAGGUGAACUCAUGUCGAAUGAUCAAGAUGCUAUGGAAUAUUCAUCUGAAGAAGACGAUCAAACACUUGAAGAUCUAAUGGAGAAGAAAAAGAAGGAUGUUAACAUUGUCGAUCAUAGUAAGAUAUAUUAUGCCCCUUUCAAAAGAAAUUUUUAUGUAGAAGUUCCAGAACUUGCUAAAAUGACUUCGGAAGAAGCCGAUGAUGUCCGCUUACAGCUUGAGAACAUAAAGGUCAGAGGAAAAGGAUGCCCUACGCCUGUAAAGAAUUGGGCUCAGUGCGGACUAAGUGUGAAACUCCUAGAUUCACUGAAAAGAGUCAAAUAUGAAAAACCGACGCCUGUCCAAGCUCAAGCUAUACCUUCAAUUAUGUCUGGAAGAGAUGUUAUAGGUAUUGCGAAAACCGGAAGUGGAAAAACAUUAGCAUUUCUAUUACCAAUGUUUCGUCAUAUCUUAGAUCAAAAUGCAUUAUCUCCCGGCGAUGGCCCAAUCGGUCUUAUUAUGACACCUACUCGGGAACUUGCUAUACAAAUAACUCGCGAAUGUCGUCGAUUUACGAAAGCCAUUGGCAUGCAUGUUGUAUGUGUUUAUGGCGGUACGGGAAUUAGUGAACAGAUUGCUGAGCUUAAACGUGGAGCUGAAAUCGUUGUAUGUACACCCGGGCGUAUGAUCGAUAUGCUACUGGCAAAUAAUGGACGCGUGACAAAUCUUAGACGUGUCACAUACCUCGUAUUAGAUGAAGCAGAUCGCAUGUUUGACAUGGGUUUUGAACCACAGGUAAUGAAAAUUGUGGAAAGUAUACGUCCUGAUAGGCAGACUGUAAUGUUUUCAGCAACAUUUCCGAGGCAAAUGGAAGCUCUUGCUCGAAAGAUGCUAACGAAACCUAUCGAAAUUGAAGUUGGCGGGCGCAGUAUAGUGUGUUCUGAUAUAGAGCAGCAUGUUGUAAUUAUUAAUGAAGAAGAUAAAUUCUUGAAACUAUUAGAAUUGCUAGGACUGUAUCAACCUUAUGGUUCAGUAUUAGUGUUUGUCGAAAAGCAAGAAUCGUCCGAUCAGCUAUUGAAAGAUUUAAUGAAAGCAUCAUAUCCUUGUUUAUCUCUUCAUGGAGGUAUGGAUCAAAGCGAUAGAGAUAGUACAAUUGUUGACUACAAGAAUGGUGUAAUUAAACUUUUAGUUGCUACAUCAGUUGCUGCUAGAGGGUUGGAUGUUAAAAAUUUAAUUUUAGUUGUAAAUUACGAUUGUCCGAAUCAUUAUGAAGAUUACGUCCACCGUGCAGGGCGAACCGGAAGAGCUGGAAAUAAAGGAUACGCAUAUACACUAAUCACAGAAGAUCAAGGUAAAUAUGCAGGGGAUAUUAUACGCGCUUUGGAGUUGUCAAAGAAUUCUAUUCCAGAGAGCCUAGAAAAGUUAUGGAGCGACUAUAAAGAAGAAUUGAAAGCACAGGGAAAGCAUAUUGCGAAAAAUCGUGGAUUCUCAGGGAAAGGAUUUAAAUUUGAUGAAGCGGAGAGGGCACAAAUGAAUGAAUUUAAGAAGCAGCAGAAGAAACUACUUGGACUUGAAGACUCAGAUGAAGAAGAUGACGACGAAGUGGAGGUUGAUCAACAAAUUGACGAGAUUUUUAAUUCGACUGGAGGAAUUAAAGAAACAGUAUCUUCCGGCUUAAUUUCGGCACUUUCUUCAAAUUCUUCGGAAACAACUGCUUCGCAAGCAUCAAAAUUGGCUAAAGCUGCUGAAAGUGCUGCUCAAAUAUUGGCUAAAAAGAAUAUUGGAAAGAAUUUGGAUGCUACGCAACGAGCAGCUGCCAGGGUGCUGAAAGGUGAAGCAGUUACUGCUAUUUCGGGAUUCAGCAAAGCGAAUUUGGUUGCCGAGCGUAUUAACGCCCGCCUAAACUAUAUAGCGCCUGAAAAAGAAGAAGAGGAGUCAGCGGACACUCAAGCUACGGGAAGUAAUGAAGUAACACGUUAUAGCGAGGAAUUACCAAUCAAUGACUUUCCGCAAAAUGCAAGAUGGAAAAUCACUUCCAAGGACACAAUUUCUGAUAUUACAGAAUUAUCUGAAUGUUCAAUUACAGUUCGGGGAACAUACUUUCCACCAGGUAAAGAACCUGGUGAAGGCCAAAGGAAAAUUUAUUUGUAUCUUGAAGGUCCUAACGAACGUUCUGUUCAAAUUGCAACAGCUGAAAUUAAACGGAUACUGAAAGAAGAGAUUUUGAAAGCGGUAAAUAUUGCCGAUAAUCGUAUUGUAUUUAUUUUACCUUGUAUAGCCUUAAUAAUAUCCAUUUAA
Molecule: messenger RNA, 2931 nt
Organism: Trichoplax adhaerens
Lineage: Eukaryota; Metazoa; Placozoa; Uniplacotomia; Trichoplacea; Trichoplacidae
Exons: 26
Coding region: 1-2931 (976 amino acids)
Biological process (GO): mRNA splicing, via spliceosome
Cellular component (GO): nucleus
Molecular function (GO): nucleic acid binding; RNA helicase activity; ATP binding
Source: RefSeq, a predicted model, not a curated record